AUGCAGCGCGGUCAGACUACAAAAGCAGAGCUUGCGUUGGGCUUGGCUUUGGAUUUGUGGGAUGGAUCUCGACUUGAUCAGGCUGUCCGAAUCUCAAAGUUUGAGUUGAGUGAAGAAUUAUUCUUGAGCAAGCCUGUGGGAGGCGGCCGGUGGCCUCGAGACAGACCACUUUCAAUGCCGUCUGACGCUGCCGCUACUGAAUCUCCAUUCUCGAACCCUCGCGGAAGCAAGCGUGGAGCGUGCGAUCGCUGUCGCGGCCAGAAACUCAGAUGUCUGCGUGAGGAUCAGAGCCAAGACUCCCAUCAAGCCCCAUGUGUGCGCUGCUUCAAAGCAGGCGCUACCUGUAGCUUUGGCACACCAAAGCGUGCUGGUAGACCUUCCACAUCCCAUGCUGCCUCUCCCCAGCAGCGGAGAGGGAAUGGCGGCGGAAUCCAAAAAGAAGGUGGGAUGGCCUCGAGGCCUGCUCUCAAUACACGCGGCCAUAGUGGCUUUUCCGACAACCAUGCAGAUGGAGGGCAGAACCGCCGUGGACCUGGAGGGCGGGGCAGUGGUCGGUUGUUCGGAGAGAAUACUGCAGACCAGGAGAGCGAAGGAGAGACCGAAGGUACGACCCUCGCACAUGCACUGAGCCCUUCGUCCCUGCACGACACCUCGAGCAUUUUGGGUGGAGACAACUUCGACUUUCCCGCGUUUUCCGCAUCCUCGACUGCAACUUUGCCUUGGCCUGACGAAACAUUGCCGUCCUUUUACAACAAUGAUGCCGGAGAAGCUUCGGGUUUCGACCCUUAUGGUCCCAAGUACAGCUGGGCCUUCCAUAGCUAUCAAGCGCAGCCCAUGGACAUCCAAAUACCAAGUGCUUCGCCAAUGAGUAACGAAGAAAAGAUCAGAGAUGCGGCUGUCAAUGCAUAUGAAACUCCUGCACAAACAUACUCGACCAAUUCACAGCUAUUCGGAGCGUCAGAUGAGGCAAUGGAUCUUGACUUGCCCAGUCAAAGCGCCCGUACAGCACCGUUCAACCCCACAGAGGCUCUGAAUUCUCGACCGGAUCGAGCUCAGGACUGGCAUGGAGAAAGGGGGCGGGUUUCCGCCAGCUUUGGGAUGAGCUCAACAGCUCAGUCCGCACCCUCUAAAGACUUGCCUGGAAAGGAAGCCGCGAUCAGACCUAACAAAGAGAAUCUCUCGGUGACGGAAUUCCAACACCGGCGCAUGCAGGAGCUUUCUGAAUUAGCAAUGGAUUUGUAUGCGCAAUUGGCGGCCAACGAUCCUAAGAAUCAUCAGCCUACGUCCAGCGCCACGGCGACUGCCUUCCAAGACCAAUUGGUAGGCAGCGUCUUGAAGAGUUCCAACACCUUCUUGACGCUGCUGACUUCAUUUUCCGAACCCACCGCUCCCUCCUCACUACCCUCUCGCCCUCCUCCUUCUACUCCUUUAAUAAAUCAUAACGACUCUACCUGCAAUUCUAGCGACAGCGGCACCUCACCCUCAGCUUCAGUUCUGGAUCAGGACGACCCUGCCAUGGACGAAGCGGUGCGACGUCCCCACCGCAGACUUUCCGCUGGCAGCUCUGACGACUCCAAGCCGCCUCCCACAAUCGAUAUGACGACCGUCCUUCAGCUCCUCACCUGCUACAUGCGCAUCAUCCACCUCCACAGCAUCAUGCACGCCCACAUCCUUGACUACCUACUCGCCUUCCUCCCACCCGCCACCCGGCACGUCGAUUCCGUCUCCCCCCGUCUUCCCAGGCAUGCGGGUCGGAGGCGUCUCGUUGGAUAG
This is a messenger RNA of Letharia columbiana, 1773 nucleotides long. RefSeq lists its product as uncharacterized. The record is from RefSeq and is a predicted model, not a curated record. Lineage: Eukaryota; Fungi; Ascomycota; Lecanoromycetes; Lecanorales; Parmeliaceae. Gene Ontology annotation, molecular function: zinc ion binding; DNA-binding transcription factor activity, RNA polymerase II-specific. The transcript is spliced from 2 exons. The coding region runs from base 1 to 1773 and encodes 590 amino acids. Gene Ontology annotation, biological process: regulation of DNA-templated transcription.